AUGGAAAGUGUGUUGGGAAGUGAAGAAGCCAAUAUUGUGAAACUGGUUCCUGUAAGCAAAAAGGGUGCCAAUGACAAGCAAAUUUGGGGCUACACAAAUAAUGGGAUCUUCUCAAUAAGGAGUGCAUAUCAUUUAGAUAUGGAACUAAAAAACAGAAACAAAGGGGAGUCCUCUAGCAGGAAUUAUGAAAUUGGUAGAUGGAAGGCUUUAUGGAAAAUGGAAGUUCCUGCAGUGGUAAAGAACUUCAUAGAAGUUGAAACUGUGGGCCAUGCUAUAUGGAGUUGUGAAGCUGCAAGGGAUGUAUGGGCAGAAAAUGCUAGUCCUCUAAAGAAGUGGUCCUGCAGUGAUGAAAACUUAUGUGAAAUAUGGGAUAGAAUAAUUCAGAAGUUGCCUAAAAUGGAAGUUGAAAUGGUAGCAGUGUCCAUGCGAAAAAUCUGGUUGAGAAGGAACAAACUGAUUUUUGAAGAACAAUUUACAGGGCCAAAGAGUGUGAUUAGUCAGGCUAUUGAAGACUUGGAGGAGUACAGAGAAGCUCAAAAGGUGGGAGAGGUUAAUAGGCUGUCAGUUACAGCAGGUGGUAGAGAAGUGAAAUGGAAGAGGCCUGGAGAAAAUAUAGUGAAAAUCAACUGGGAUGCAGCUUUUGAUCAAAGAUCUCUAAAGAUGGGGAGCCGGUGUGGUGAUAAGGGAUGA
Messenger RNA from Carya illinoinensis, 690 nucleotides. RefSeq lists its product as uncharacterized. The coding region runs from base 1 to 690 and encodes 229 amino acids. The transcript is spliced from 2 exons. NCBI's taxonomy places the organism in Eukaryota, Viridiplantae, Streptophyta, Magnoliopsida, Fagales, Juglandaceae. The record is from RefSeq and is a predicted model, not a curated record.